Molecule: messenger RNA, 1021 nt
Organism: Penaeus monodon (black tiger shrimp)
Lineage: Eukaryota; Metazoa; Arthropoda; Malacostraca; Decapoda; Penaeidae
Product: oocyte zinc finger protein XlCOF7.1-like
Biological process (GO): regulation of transcription by RNA polymerase II
Cellular component (GO): nucleus
Molecular function (GO): DNA-binding transcription activator activity, RNA polymerase II-specific; RNA polymerase II cis-regulatory region sequence-specific DNA binding
Source: RefSeq, a predicted model, not a curated record
GAGAUGAAUCGGCAAGCUUUACGAAGGAGGAGAUGCAGCAGGGUAAACAUCAAGAGUUUGAAAAGAAGCUUCAAGACCAUUACUUAGGGAUAUCUUCGUCUGAAAAAAAUAGUAGCAGCAACCCAAUACCUACACCACAACCAGCCACCUCAGGAAAUACCACUUCAAGUUCUAGUAAGCGUUCAGCAUUGGGUGGGGGUAAGGAGAAUACGGCCCCAAAGGAACAGCCAGCGGCAGCCCUCACCCCAGAUCCCGACUCAGGCGAGGCAUGGCCUUCUCUCCACGCAAUAGCCACCAAAGAAAGUAAAAAAUCCAAAGGCAGUAAAGGUGAUAGAAGUAAUGGCUCAACAAAACACACCGAUACAGAUGAGCAUAAUAAUAAUAACAAAAAAGGAAAUAAGGAAAGAGAAAGAGAAAGAUCUAAUAAUGCAAGAAGCAGCAAUGGCAGCAGUGCCAGCAGUAGCUGUAGCACUGUCAGCAACAGUAGCAGUAGCAGCAAUAGCAGCACAAGUGGCAGUAGUAGCAGCUCAAGUAAUGGUCUGGGAGUUGAUAUGGUGAACCACAGUGUGAGUCCUGUGGUGACAUCAUCUCCAUCCUCAGCACAUGAGAGCUGCACCUCAUCUGCCUCAACAACGCCACCCCCUUCAUUUGAUACCCCCAUCAUCCCUCCUUCACCUCCUCCCAGUUCCACAUCCCCCAUGCCGGUAUCCUGCACGGGGGAGAUCCCACAGGAGGAGUCCCCCCUACCCACACCACCCUCGUCCCUCUCAUCAUCCUCAGAGCCCUCUUCAUCCCUCCCGUUACCACAACAGUUCUCACGCUCGGCUGCCGCAGCUGCUUCUCUCUUCUCAGACAACAGCAACAGUUUCUUUUCCUCUGGGCCUUCUCUACCACUACAGCGAGCUACACCACCACUUCCACCAGCCUCAUCCCCACAACAACAGCAACAGCUCCACAACAGUCACACUAAUAGUCAACAACAGCAACAACAACAACAACAACAACAACAACAACAACAACA